Molecule: messenger RNA, 2475 nt
Organism: Colletotrichum orchidophilum
Lineage: Eukaryota; Fungi; Ascomycota; Sordariomycetes; Glomerellales; Glomerellaceae
Exons: 8
Coding region: 1-2475 (824 amino acids)
Source: RefSeq, a predicted model, not a curated record
AUGAACCGAUUUCUCGUGUUUCUGCUACUCUAUGCGACGACAGCUCGAUCGGCAGACAACCUUCACAAUGUCACGAAGAAGUCGGAUGUCUUCUGGCAGCUCGCCGAAUUAGAUGCUCGUGCCCCCCAAAAAUUAGGCAACGUCUACUUGGGUAGUCAAAACUACACAUGGUGCUGUCUUAAAGCCAUCGAAAUUGGGUUGCGCCUUCUUGAUAACGGCACCUUGAUCAUUGCCAACAACUCGAUCACCAACAUUAGCGCAUUUACAACCGGUGACCUUCGAGACGCCGCCCUCCGAAGUCAGUUUCCCUGCGAUGCCAAGUACAAUGAUGCGCAUCUUGGUGGCGCGCCUGAGGUGCAAGUCCAAUAUAGGUGGUUCAUCGACAACUGUCCGGGCUGGUCUCUCAGCGACAAAUCUAAUUUGAAUGCUUGGCUUCAUUCUCUCUCAGGUUUCUUACUACCAGCUGUUGUGUUCUGCAUGUCAGUGCCCAGACGGCGGAAACUCCAUGUUUAUCGCUCCUUGUUCGUAGCAGACCUUGCGGGGAUCAAAAGCAUCAUUCCAGCAAUCCUCGGCGCUAUCGGUGCAGGUUUGAUUGUUACAGUCGACACAAUUAUUUGGCUGUCCAUCUGCUUCGCCUUCGCCGGUCCCAUGAUUCUCAGUGGGCUCUACGAGGCAUUGCUAGAUAACCGAGUUCUCGAGUUCCUCAGAGACAAGAUUCAGAACAAACGCUUGACGCUCGAUAUGCGCUGCCGGUGUCUCAUGCUGAUACUGAUCGGGAACCUUGAUCUCGCUCUAGACCGCGAGACUCUCAGAUGGGGGAGACAAGCAUCAAUUUCCACCGCAUCAGCAGCACCUGUCGAAAAGGGGCAAACGCCACAAGAAGGUCAAAACGCACAAGUGGAAGGAGUUUCACCACCCAUGCCUCACAAAUGGCGUUCGGCCGACGAUAGGAAUGUGCCACUUGGAUCCCUGGCUCCUCAGGAAGAAGCUUUUGGCAGCCGUGUCACCCGUUCCUCCCAUGACAGAACUCCGUUACCAAUCGUCGCAAACUCAACGUCUGCGGAUAUGGAGCUGGUAGAUCAGAACAGUAGACGGCACCCUUCCGUUCAACAGCCAAACGCGAAUAACGCUUCCUCGACGCAAGCGUUUCCACGCCACUCCACCGGUCACUUGACGGCAUCUCCUUGGCGUCACAUGGAGACUAUGCUCUACGACCUACGGCUUUACGAUGACGACAACAUUUCUAGGAGUCAGUCUCCGCGUCAAUUCUUCCUCGGGGGCUUCAUCUUCUCAUUCCUGACGAGCCUUGACGAACUUGGAGAUGAAAAUAUCGCGGAAUCCAUUGCAUUUGGGUCAUGGUACAUGAUCAUUCCUCACAUCGCCAUCAUCUCCGGUCUGCUACUUGCUGGAAAUAACCCCAAUAUUCUUGAGGGAGUUCUGGCAACAGAGCGCGACCCGAAAGACCCGGAAGACCCGACUUAUGUCUUCGGCUUCUUGCGCUUUGAUCUUGUCUAUCCAAGUUGCUACAAGGUGGCCUGGCAAUGGCUGCGCGGCCAUACCAAGAAACAGUGGAUUGAGCAGCUUCUUACCGUCUAUAGCAGAAGAACAGAUGUCGAAUAUCUGGGCCAUGAGGAUAACGACGGCGAUAUGAAAGAUCUACGGUCCAGGACCACUUUGUCGCUCCUCGACUGGUCCGUCCUGCUCUUUCUCACGUUACUGCUCGUCGGUGUCCCCUAUUUGUUCGCAUUCAUGCUGGCAUUCUUCACACCUCAGAUUGGGCUGUCCUGUCGCUCCCUGACGUUUCUGGUCUACUUUGGUCUCCAGCUGGCACAAAUUGGUCUCUGGCUUUGGGCUUAUAUCGGUCCUCCAGGCCACGUCACCAACCCCAACCGGCGCAUCAGAGCACUAGAUAUGUUUAGAAAGGGAGGAUGGCUCGAAAGACAGAACUUUUAUGACCCUUCUAGGGCUCCAUGGCAUGAAAACACACACUCGAACAGUACCAAGGUUACUGACUUCCUGGUCCAUAUCAGCAGACCAAGAUCAUGGACUUUACACACAUUUUGGUUCUCGCUGUACUACUCACUGCAAAUGAUUUUCGGAUUGGGUGCAGUUUUCGUCAGCCUGGGGGACACUUUGAUGCAAAUCAUCGGCGUGUACCGCACGAACAUGUGCUUCAUCAACGCACAUGAUUGGUUAGAGCCGGACGACAGACGACCCCCGGUUGUGUUGUCAGUAAACAGUCGGGAGAUGAUUAACUCUGCAACAAAGUACUGGAAGCCAGUCGCCAUCGCCGCGAUAGCGUUUAUGGCGGUUGUGAGCUUCGUAGGCUGGUGGUACCAGCGACGUAUGCGCGAUGUGUUCGGGCAAUUGGUUAAGAGGAUUGACGAGGCUGAGUUCGAACGCGAGUGGCCAGUCCGUCCCAGACCCGCUCAAGCAACCAUGACAAAUGGUGCCGUCGACGGACAGCAAAGCUAA